Molecule: messenger RNA, 1540 nt
Organism: Cyprinodon tularosa
Lineage: Eukaryota; Metazoa; Chordata; Actinopteri; Cyprinodontiformes; Cyprinodontidae
Gene: pim3
Product: Pim-3 proto-oncogene, serine/threonine kinase
Exons: 6
Coding region: 408-1400 (330 amino acids)
Biological process (GO): regulation of mitotic cell cycle; negative regulation of apoptotic process; protein autophosphorylation
Cellular component (GO): cytoplasm
Molecular function (GO): protein serine/threonine kinase activity; ATP binding
Source: RefSeq, a predicted model, not a curated record
AAGACCGCGCCAAAGCACAGACAGCGGCCACUCUCCGGGAUAUUAACACACCGCUGUGGCCCCUUUAAACUCACUGUACACUUUGUACGUUCGCUCUAAUCGUCUCAUAUCGGAUAUUUUCUUCAUUUUCAAGAUCGUUUGUUUUUUUUUUGUCGGGAAUACUCAACGUCCACACGCGGGAGUCGGAUUUUGAUGCCGGUGUGCGACUUAACGGUCGUGACACGACUUUCUCUUCGGGCGCCGUGUGCGGCCGGAGUUGGCGCACAGCUUCGACAGGAUUGGCAACACGGUCCUCAGCACCGUUUCUAACUGAGCCUUCAACUGUUCUUGCUUUUUUUUUUCUGAGACAAAAAACAAACAAAAAAGCAAAUCAGGAGACGUUUACACCGGGAUAUUUCAGCUCGAAUAUGUUGCUGUCAAAGUUCGGUUCAUUUUCGCACAUUUGCAACCCCGCGAGUAUGGAUCACCUACCAGUGAAGAUCCAGCUCCAGCCGGUCAAGGUGGAGAAGGAGCCUUUCGAGAAGGUUUACCAAGUGGGGUCGGUGCUCGGCAGCGGGGGAUUCGGAACGGUUUAUGCAGGGAACCGGAUCUCUGAUGGCGCACCGGUUGCUGUGAAACAUGUCGCGAAGGAGCGCGUGACAGAGUGGGGCACAAUUAACGGAGCUAUGGUGCCUUUGGAGAUCCUGCUGCUAAAGAAGGUCAGCUCGUCUUUCCGCGGAGUUAUAAAGCUGCUGGACUAUUACGAGCGCACCGACGGCUGGCUAAUCGUUAUGGAGAGGCCGGAGCUCGUCAAGGACCUGUUUGACUUUAUCACCGAAAAGGGAGCUCUGGACGAGGACACGGCGCGGGGCUUUUUCCGCCAGGUUCUGGAGGCGGUGCGGCACUGCUACAGCUGCGGCGUAGUACACAGGGACAUCAAAGAUGAAAACCUGCUGGUGGACCUGCGCACCGGGGAGCUCAAGCUUAUUGAUUUCGGCUCAGGGGCGAUUCUCAAGGACACUGUCUACACUGAUUUCGAUGGUACAAGAGUCUACAGCCCACCAGAGUGGAUCCGCUUCCACAGAUACCACGGCAGAUCAGCCACGGUGUGGUCACUAGGUGUGCUGCUGUACGACAUGGUGUGUGGAGACAUCCCCUUCGAGCAGGACGAUGAAAUCCUCAAGGGGAAGCUUUACUUCAGAAGACGAAUCUCAGCUGAAUGCCAACAGCUGAUCAAAUGGUGCCUAGGCCUGCGGCCAUCCGACCGGCCCACUCUGGAGCAGAUCUGUGACCACCCCUGGAUGAGAAUCACAGAGGAGUCGCCCAAAUCAUCAGAGGAGCCCACAGCAGGGGAGAUCCGUCUCAGAACCAUCGACACGGACUCUUCGUCAAGCACAAGCUCAAGCAAGGAAAGCCUCUGAGCACAGCUCUGAUGAACUGAAUGGACUUUGUGAAGAAAGAAGGGGUUGGGAUGGAAAGAGGUCAUCCAGACUUGUACUCGGAGCUGUCAGCAGCCGUGUGCUUGACUCAUCUGGCCAAGAAAGAAGGAAAAAAAAAACAA